AGAAGUGGGUGACUUAGGAGUAUCCUCUCCACUUCUGACCCUUAGUUUCGUCUGUGCACAACUCGCUCAAAAUGGGCAACUCACUAAGUGUAUUUUGUUCCUGGUUCCGCCGCAGGUCCUGGCCAUGCCAUCAGCAACCUGCUCGUCUUGUCCGUGAGGCCUUCCCAGCUGGCCGGGCUCACCCCGCAGCUCCUGCACCUGUGCCUGCCCCGGGAAUCUGGGGCCGUUUCCCACUCCUCUUCAACCGUCAGCGACAUCUUGGGCCUUAUUUUCCAGUCAGGUGUGACGGCGCCCCUGUGAGGCUGUGUCUUAUCCCUCGGAACAUGGGCACCCCACAGAGGGUCCUGCCUCCUGUGGUCUGGAGCCCCCCCUCAAGGAAGAAACCCGUGCUGUCUGCUCGCAACUCCAGGAUGUUUGGAUACCUCAGCCCCGUGAGGAUCCCUCGUCUCAGAGGCAAGUUUAACCUUCAACUUCCUUCAUUAGAUGAGCAGGUGAUCCCAGCCAGGCUCCUGAAAACGGAGGUGAGGGCAGAAGAGCCCAAAGAAGCAACGGAGGUGAAAGACCAGGUAGAGACCCAGGAGCAGGAGGACAAUAAAAGGGGCCCCUGUAGCAAUGGGGAAGCAGCCUCCACCUCUAGGCCCCUGGAGACUCAGGGAAACCUCACUUCCUCCUGGUACAAUCCCAGGCCCUUGGAGGGAAAUGUCCACCUCAAGAGCUUGACAGAAAACAACCAGACUGACAAGGCCCAGGUGCAUGCAGUGAGUUUCUACUCCAAGGGCCAUGGAGUUGCCAGUUCACACAGCCCUGCUGGAGGCAUCCUUCCCUUUGGGAAGCCUGACCCACUUCCAACAGUGCUCCCUGCCCCAGUUCCGGGCUGCUCCCUGUGGCCAGAGAAGGUGGCCUUGAAGGUGCUGGGUAAAGACCACCUGCCCAGCUCUCCAGGCUUGCUGACAGUGGGGGAGGACAUGCAGCCCAAGGAUCCUGCAGCUCUCGGAUCAAGUAGGUCUUCUCCACCCAGAGCUGCCGGCCACAGGUCCCGCAAAAGAAAACUGUCGGGGCCACCGCUGCAGCUGCAACCGACCCCUCCCCUGCAACUGAGGUGGGAGAGAGAUGAGAGGCCCCCACCUGCUAAGCUUCCAUGUCUAUCUCCUGAGGCACUGUUGGUGGGUCAGGCUUCCCAAAGAGAAGGACGCCUCCAGCAGGGCAACAUGCGUAAGAACAUGAGGGUGUUAAGUAGAACAUCAAAAUUCAGGAGACUAAGACAGCUGCUUAGGAGGAGAAAGAAGAGACAGCAGGGCAGGCGUGGUGGCCCACGCCUGUAAUCCAGCACUUUGGGAGGCCCAGGUGGGCGGAUCAGGAGGUCAAGAGAUUGAGACCUGAGGAGCAUCUCUGCCUGCACCAUCUGGGAAGUGAGAAGCGCCUCUGCCCGGCCCCCUCACCAUCUGGGAAGUGAGGAGCGUCUCUGCCCGGCUACCGCGCAACCUUCCAAGUGUGAAGUGACAGCCUUGUGUGUGAUCUUUCUGCCUUCCCCAAGUUUGCAUUUUCGACAUUAAAGUUUACUUUUUAAUUAAAAAAAAAGGAGAUCGAGAUCAUUCCGGCCAACAUGGUGAAACUCCGUCUCUACUGAAAAUACAAAAAUUAGGCGGGCAUGGUAGCUUGUGCCUGUAGUCCCAGCUACUCGGGAGGCUGAGGCAGGAAAAUGGCUUGAACCCAGGAGGUGGAGGUUGCAGUGAGCCGAGAUCGCACCACUGCACUCCAG
Messenger RNA from Gorilla gorilla gorilla (western lowland gorilla), 1759 nucleotides. RefSeq names its product putative UPF0607 protein ENSP00000381514. The transcript has a single exon. The coding region runs from base 72 to 1322 and encodes 416 amino acids. The record is from RefSeq and is a predicted model, not a curated record. NCBI's taxonomy places the organism in Eukaryota, Metazoa, Chordata, Mammalia, Primates, Hominidae.